ACAAUGAGCUUGGUUUUAUGGAUUUUCUCCUAGAAAAUCUGAAAGAGCUGCCGAGUUGUGAGGUUGGUUCAAUUGCUUUUGCAAAGGAUCAAAUUCAAACUAUCCGAGAAGAUCUUGCAUCAUUAAGAUCUUUGAUGGAGAUCAGUGUGGACCAGAGCAACCAAGCCCUUCGGAGACGUGUCAUGGAGGCGGCGCAUAAGACACAGCUGACGGUUAAAUCCUUGUUCAUUGGAGACAUUCCAGAUUUUAGGUCUCCAAUCAUAUUUGAUUCCAUCAGGGAAGAACUUAAAGAGAUUAAUCUUUCUAAGAUGGAAGCCAUGAACAUUUGUGACAAUAAGUAUAGAUUGGAAGCCCAUAGUGUGAGCAGGACAACCAACAAAGUUCGGGUGAGGCUGGAAGAUGAAGCCACAAUAAUUCACAAACUUACAAGAGGACAAAAGCAGUUGGGGUUUGUUUCCAUUGUUGGUAUGCCUGGAAUAGGUAAGACGACUUUGGCCCAAAAUGUUUAUGAUGAUCCUUCAAUUAGAUGCGUUUUUCAUAUCCGUGCAUGGUGUGCUGUUUCUCAGCUCUAUCAGCAUAAAGAUGUGCUGCUUCAGAUUUUGAGUUGUAUUGAUCCUGACCUUUUUGAGGAUCAGCUACAAAGAAAAAAACACCACUCUGGUGAUGAAUAUUCAAAGAAGAAUGAAGAUGAGUUGGAAGAAAAACUAAAGCAACGUUUGAUGAAAAUUAGGUAUCUCAUUGUUCUUGAUGAUGUGUGGAGUAGUGAGGCUUGGAAUGCGUUGGAAAGAUCUUUCCCAGAUAAUGCCAAUGGAAGUAGAAUCCUCUUAACCAGUCGACUUCCUAUGGUGGCUUUGGAAAUCAACCAGAAUGUUACAAUUCACCAUCUUCAACGACUCACUGAUAAGGAGAGUUGGGAAUUACUGCAGAAGAAGCUACCUGAAGAAAAAGGCUUUCCUUUAGCGCACAGUGAUCUAGGGAUGCAGAUAGCCAGACAUUGUCAGGGUUUACCUCUCACGAUUGUUACGGUAGCUGGAAUUCUUGCUAGAUUGGAGAAAGAUGAUGGUUGGAUAGAGGUCGCGGAAAGACUAAGCUUAAGUGCUGUUUGUGCUACAGAUCAGUGCAUGGAUGUAUUAGAGCUGAGUUACCAGCAUUUACCUGAAUAUCUAAAGCCAUGCUUUCUCUACUUCGCAGCAUUUCCCGAAGACAGAGAGAUUCCCUCUUGGAGGUUAAUGAGUUUAUGGAUCGCUGAAGGAUUUGUCCAGGAAAGUGAGAUAAAGAGCUUGGAGGAUGUAGCUGAGGAGUACAUAUAUGAACUGACAAGCAGAAGCUUGGUUAUGGUUUCCAAAGAAAGAUCCCUAGGUGGUGUUAGAACUUGCCGCAUUCAUGAUUUGUUGCACGAGUUUUGUUUGGUAAAAGCCCAGAAAGAAAAUUUUCUGCAGUUUUUACAUGGAGAUGAUAAACUUUUCACCUUUGAUGAGCCACGCAAUCUGCAAAGGUUAUGCAUUUUUUCAGGGCAGGAUAUUUUUGCGGACUCAAGGCUAUGCUCAACCCGUGUGAACUCUCUGAUGUUCUAUGCUCAGGAGGAUGAGAUGCUCCGAAGUGGUUUUCCUAAAUUCCUAUUUCUCUUUUUCAAGCGUCUGAGAGUAUUGGACUUGAGACAAUUUUGUCUACAUGGUGAACUUCCAAGCGAGAUAGAGUUGCUUUCUGAGCUGAGGUACUUGGCAAUUCAUCUUUCAGCCAACUCCAUCCCUUCAUCAGUAGGCAAUCUCUCACAUUAGAAACUUUUAUCGUCCAAGCAGACGGAAAUGUCCUACUGCCAGAUACUAUAUGGGAAUUUGAAGAAAUUGAGGCGACUAGACGCAAGAAAUGGUUUUACUUUUAACUGGGCUGAAGAGAACCUGGGGAGUUUACAUAAUUUGACAGCAUUUCUGUUCUGGUUCUUAGUUCAGUACAAAGCGAAAAGAUAUUGGAAAAAUUCCCAAACAUCCGCAGACUAAAAUGCAGGCUCUUCAAAUAUGAGGAAUAUAAUGGAGAUUGUAAUAAGAUUGUGGCAAUGGGCUUUCUGAGCCAAUUGGAAUCGCUCAAGCUAGAUCACCCGAGAAGUCUUGAGGUGAUCAAAUUAGAUCGUGAAGUCUCUCCGCAGGGCACAUGGGACAUGGAUUGAUUUGUUUCCUCAGCUCAAAUACUUGAAACUGGAACGGUUGCGUAUAUCUCGAUGGAAAUGCUCAUCUGAUCAGUUCCCGCGUCUACGGAAAUUAGUCUUGGUUCAAUGCUGGAGACUGAAAGAAGUCCCUUCUUGUUUUGGGGAAGUUUCAACUCUUGAAACGAUUGAGGUGCACGGCUGUUCAGAUUCGGUUUGUAAAUUCACUUUGGGAGAUUGAGGAAGAGCAAAAAGACUCUGGAAAUGAGGAUUUCCAGAUUUUUGUUUGAGGAAGAACCAAUUUGCAAUCUGCUUGUGUGUUUGAUCAUCACAGACUGUUUCAUAGGUUGGCCCAGAUUUAGGUAGAGGUAACCAACAUGAUUACCAUGUAUUUUGCUCUUAUAUUUGAUAGCGAAGACUUGUACAUUUUUUUCUCCACAAUGAUGUGCUCAAAAUCCCCUAAUAGUAAUAAUAUCGCAUGAGGUGUAUUUGACAUGGCAAGGUUUAUUUAACAGGAUAUGGAAUAUCAUUGCAACACAAGAUUCCAUACUUUA
Messenger RNA from Coffea arabica (coffee), 2694 nucleotides. Its product is annotated as putative late blight resistance protein homolog R1A-3. Gene Ontology annotation, biological process: defense response to other organism. Gene Ontology annotation, molecular function: ADP binding. NCBI's taxonomy places the organism in Eukaryota, Viridiplantae, Streptophyta, Magnoliopsida, Gentianales, Rubiaceae. The record is from RefSeq and is a predicted model, not a curated record.